AUGGAUAUAGCAAUAAUGCAACCUGUAAACAAGCGAACAGAGUUAAAUAAAAAGGAUUUCAAGUCGUUAUCUCCCAUCGGAAAUAAUUCAAUACAAAAUAGUUCACGAGAUGGUAACAAUCUUACAGUCCUGACAACCAAUGAAUCACUUCUGAACAUUCCAUCUCAAUUGCUGUCUAUUGAUGAAACUAUACGUCAAUUCAAGCCUACGGUGCCUGUGUUUUGUAUUCGACCAAAAACAAUUCAAGCCACUGUGCAUUAUUUUUUAUCGAAAUUUCCAGGCGAGGUACUCUAUGCAGUGAAAUGCAAUGCAGAGCCAAACAUCUUGAAACUUUUAUGGAGUGCUGGACUUCGUCAUUUUGAUUGUGCAUCAAUAAGUGAAAUUAAAUUAGUUCGUACUCUUUUUCCGUUUGCAAAUAUUCAUUUUAUGCACCCAGUGAAACCUAAAAGUGUGAUAUUCCAAGCGUAUUUUAAUUAUAACGUACGUGAUUAUGCACUCGAUAGUAUAGAAGAAUUGUAUAAAAUCACUGAAGUGACUAAAGACAGAGACGAUCUUGGCCUCAUUGUGCGAAUUCAAGUAGCAGAAAAUAUGGCAUUGCAUGAUUUAUCGCGCAAGUUUGGCGCCAAUGUGACUGACGCUGUCACGAUAUUACGUGAAGCACGAUCGAUUGCUAAACGACUAGGUNCGUGUGACCAACACAUUCCAAGAAGUUCAUCUCGAAAAAUUACCGCAACAGUGGAUUUGUGA
Adineta ricciae is the source of this 747-nucleotide messenger RNA. Lineage: Eukaryota; Metazoa; Rotifera; Eurotatoria; Adinetida; Adinetidae. The record is from the annotation of a GenBank genome assembly.